Colletotrichum acutatum is the source of this 1416-nucleotide messenger RNA. RefSeq lists its product as uncharacterized. NCBI's taxonomy places the organism in Eukaryota, Fungi, Ascomycota, Sordariomycetes, Glomerellales, Glomerellaceae. Bases 107 to 1165 code for a protein of 352 amino acids. The record is from RefSeq and is a predicted model, not a curated record. The transcript is spliced from 4 exons.
GUCCCCCUUCCAUGUCUUAUAAGACCGUCGCGUCCUUGACAAGAGUUGAACAGGUAUUAAUUGAGACCACGUUGAUUCCAAGAGGACACUAUUCUUGACUGCUAACAUGGCAGAGUGGACCCAAUUCCAAGACGACGAAGCAUGCUCUGCAUCCGACGACUCUGACGCCGAUUCCGUCUUCGACCACCCUGCCUUCUCAUUCAUCGAACCUGACACCGAUUCCUCAGUCGGCGACACUGAUGAAGAUACUGAUGAAGAUACUGACGAAGAUACUGAUGAGGAUACUGACGAAGAUACUGAUGAGGAUACCGAUAUCGACAAUGAUGUCGACACUUAUGUCGACCCUGAUGUCGGCCCUGAUGUCUACCCUGAUGUCGACCCCGACGACGAACCCGAUGGCGACUUCGAUGAGGACUCCGAUGACGGUGAACCUGAUCCCGUUCAAAUGGUGCUCGAUGCGGUGAUACGACACAUGAGAUAUUGGAAAUUCCCGUCGGUCACCCACGGAAGGUUCAUCAUCAGCGACAUUUUCUCCAGAUUUUCGUCGGCAGAUUUCAGUGUAAACACGGAAAACGAGGAGUGCUCAACCGUGGUGGGAUCGCUGUCACCUCAAACCGACGAAGGCGGCAUUCGUUACGAAGGAUACAGUUACGGAGACGAUCCCGGUGUGCAGCCUUUUCAUGAUCACGUUUCCAUUUGCGUUGCCGGAACUACAAUCCCAUCCCACAUCUUCGAAGAGCUCUAUAGAUCCGUGAAGGCUGGGGUCUUCGUUGACGUUCAGAUCGUCGAACAUGUCACGUUGCAGCCGGAAUCCCUUUGCCCUAUCCAAAGGAGCGAAAGAACGCCUGAGAAACAUAAGAGUACAGUCGAUAGAGUCAAGCGCAUGCUAUUUGAUGCCGGGUUCAAUAUCAAGCACAUCAGAGAACUAUCCAUCCCCAGCGGAUCGAGAGUGGCGCACGAAGUCGAGACUGGAGAUCUCUACAGAGACCGUCACCGGUAUGCAAAUCGACAGGGAAUGUAUGAUGAACUUCUUGCCUGGCAAACAGCGCAGAUAAGAACAGGCGGAUACAUAAAACUGCCCCUUGUUCGAGCCUAUAAAAGGCAGAAGAAAAGGGUCAGAAGCGAUCUAGGUGACGGCCGUGCAUUGAAACGAAUUCGCUCAUGAACUAGACAUCAGCUCGAUUUUGUAUACGACCUCACGGGCGACAUGUUGCGAUUGAACUUGUAAAUAGGUUGACUGUCCAAAGUCUCGGUAAUCAAUGGUCUAUCUUCAUGUCGUUGCGCCCACACUCUCGUCUGUGCUUGUCUUACCUCAUUCACAGGCGGGGAUGGAGCAAGAGAGGGCGCCAGCUUCAGGGCUUUACACGAGGUCAACUUGUUUGCCUGGUAUUACGGAGGCCAUAUGCCAUGGCAAAC